AUGGGGCAAGAAAAUAAAUCUACCACAACAGAUUUCAUUCUCCUUGGUCUCUUCUCAAACUCUCGACAUCCUGGUUUUCUUGUUGCCAUCGUCCUUCUGAUUUUCAUUGUGGCCAUCACUGGAAACUCUAUCUUGGCCUUGCUGAUAUGGAGUGAUGUGAAUCUCCACACACCAAUGUACUUGCUUCUUAGCCAACUCUCUCUCAUGGACUUGACACUAAUCUCCACCACCAUCCCCAAGAUGGCUGCUGACUUCUUCUCAGGACACAGAAGUAUCUCCAGCAUUGGGUGUGGAGUUCAAAUCUUCCUUUACUUGAUGUUAGGAGUGGCUGAGUGUAUUCUCCUGACCCUCAUGGCCUUUGAUCGCUACUUGGCCGUCUGUAAUCCUCUAAGAUACCCAGUUUUCAUGACACCCAGAGUCUGUUUGCAAAUGGCUGCCGGUUCAUGGGCUGGAGGUAUUCUUAUAUCCCUAAUGCACACAACUUAUUCCAUGCACUUUUCUAUUUGUGGCUCCAAGGAAAUUCACCAUUUUUUCUGUGAAGUCAUGGCCUUGUUGAAACACUCUUGUGAGGACACUUCCACCUAUGAGAAAGUGAUCUUAACAUCAGGUAUCAUUUUUCUCCUUGUCCCUUUUGGACUCAUCCUGACUUCCUAUAUGCGCAUCUUCCUCACAGUCCUCUGCAUGAACUCCUCUGAUGGCAAGAAAAAAGCUCUGGUCACUUGCUCCUCCCACCUUGGUGUAGUGAGUCUCUAUUUUGGUCCAGCCAUGAUUAUCUACAUGAACCCAGGUUCCUCCCUCCCUGCAGAGGUGCACCAACGCAUUUUUGCAUUUGAUAUUCUCAUCACCCCAAUGCUGAACCCCUUAAUCUAUAGCUUGAGGAACAAGGAAGUCAUGGGGGCUCUGAAGAAAGUGCUGGUAAGAAGACUGAUGGUAAAACAGCAAAGGUGA
Messenger RNA from Elephantulus edwardii (Cape elephant shrew), 948 nucleotides. Its product is annotated as olfactory receptor 2T27-like. The transcript has a single exon. Gene Ontology annotation, cellular component: membrane. Gene Ontology annotation, biological process: G protein-coupled receptor signaling pathway. Gene Ontology annotation, molecular function: G protein-coupled receptor activity; olfactory receptor activity. Bases 1 to 948 code for a protein of 315 amino acids. The record is from RefSeq and is a predicted model, not a curated record. Lineage: Eukaryota; Metazoa; Chordata; Mammalia; Macroscelidea; Macroscelididae.